Molecule: messenger RNA, 2998 nt
Organism: Spirodela intermedia
Lineage: Eukaryota; Viridiplantae; Streptophyta; Magnoliopsida; Alismatales; Araceae
Source: the annotation of a GenBank genome assembly
AUGGAGGAUCUGUUGGCCUCGCUGGAUCCGGAGACCGAGUUCUUGGCGUCGAAGAGGCAGACGGGAAAUGAAUGGGAGUUGUUCAAGGAGAAUGUAAGGCCGCUGAAGAGAGGCCGGAAAGUAGAGCUGCUAAACGAAGCUCUCAAAUCCCAGAGUGACAACGUCCUCAGGAAAGCUCUCAUUGAUAAACGCAGGUUGGUGUAUCUUCCAGACCUUUCAGACAAGCCGCCAUGUUUUGUUUUCGCGGCGCUUUGGAGUGCUGCGGGUGUGAUUUGUCUCAUCCCUCGUCUUCAGGCGUUUAAUCGAGGCGAUUGACGAGUACAAAGGAGAGGAUCCUCUGCAGCCAUGGCUCGAGUGGGUGUUCUAAAUCCCUGCUUACUGAGUUUUUCGCCCCUUUACCUUCGUCUCAGCAUUUUUUUUUUGUGUUCCUUUAGAGUUUUGGAUCUUACAUAUAUUUUAUAGUAGAUUGCAUCUCCUCUUCUGACAUCUGGUUAUUCGCCCAACGAUGAGAUUUCAGAAUUUUUACCCCAUCUCUUCUGCUUAACCUUAUUUUCCCAGUGCCUCAGAGUUCAUUUCCCAAGUGCUCUGAAUGCAUUUAAUUUCUAUUUGCCGCUGGAUUGUUGUGUAACUUUGAAUCUUGACGUGUGAAGAUGUAUUAAGUGGGUCCAAGAAUCGUUUCCUGCUGGAGGAGAGUACUCGGGAUUGGUUGUCAUCUAUGAACAAUGCGUGCGGAUGUUUUGGCACGACGAACGCUAUAAGGAUGACUUGCGGUAUCUUAAAGUUUGGCUGGAAUAUGUAUGUUUCAGAACCGCGCGCUUUGCUUUAGAAACCAAGAAAUUUUUACAUAUAUUUUCUUCAAAUGCUGAACUAUCAAUUGUAUGCUUUACAGGCUGAGAAUUGCUUCGAUGCAGAAGUCAUUUACAGUUUCCUCGAGGCAAAUCAGAUUGGACACAAUCACUCCAUUUAUUAUGUAUCCUAUGCUCUGCACUUGGAAUCCAGGAACAAGAUGAAAAAUGCGGAUGACAUUUUCAAUCUUGGCAUCGCCAGGUGAGCACAACUAGAUCUCCUUGGUUCAUUUUGGGGGAAUUUUAACUGACACAAGUUUUAUCCUCCGUAGUAAUCAUCCGAGUAAAACACGCUAGAUUGGAAAAAGUAAGAACGAGUUGUAUGCCUACUCAACUAUUGCUACCUCUCCCUAUUUUAAAAUGUUUCAGAGAUUGGAUUUCCCUUUUAGUUCUUCCGAUUCGAUCAUAUGCAGAGAAAUAUUUAAUAAAAUGUAUUUAUAAAAGGUGUUAAUAGGGACAAAAAAAUGCAGAUUUUCGAGUUAACUUGCGUUUGUACAAAUUUUCGAGAAAGUUAGUAAACUGGUAGAAUAGUACUGGUCUUCAUGCUUUCAACUGUUGAACUAUAUGAUUCAAUGGUUGUCGGUAAGAUAGUUGGGCUGUGCUUCGAUCCAGAUGGGUUAAAGGUGACGGCAUUGAGGGGAAUAAAAAUAUCUCAAUCUUACGAUUCUCUUUUUUUUUUUCAUGCGUUGAGAAUUCUGAUAAUAUUCUGUGCUGGUUCGAAAUAAUAUUCAGUUAUUCAGAUAUUAAUCUAUUUUUGCUUAAGUUCUGUAAAGUCAGAACAGCAUUCAGUUAUUAUUGAGCAUUUUUUGCCCCUUUUCCUUCUUCCAUGAUUCUCAUUCCAGGAACGCGCAGCCAGUGGCAAAGACUGAAUCAGUGUACAGAAAAUUUCUGGCACGAUCAGCUCAAAGAAGCAAAGUUGCCGAGGUGAGGUUCUUCUCUCAUGUACUUGGCUUGCUUUCACUCAGUCUGUACAGUCAGCUACAAGUCUCUUCGUCCUCGGAUUUUUUUAGGAUGAGUCAAUGGAAAAUGCUGGGCCAAAUAGAAGCUUCGGGACUAUUUUGACCUCAGGGGACCCUCGUAAGCUAUCUCUUAUCAGGGUUCUUGAUUGCGAAGCCUGCUACGUCUUUGAUGACUGAGUAGCUUCCAUUUUGACAGGUAGGCAGCUCACGCAGAGGACAGAUCCUCACAGAAAAAAGGCCCUUCAAAGGUGAGUUAAAAAUUUACCAAACAUUAUGCCUUUUUUCAAUCUAAUUUUAAUUGAUGAUGAAUGCAAGACGUCAUGCGGAUUUGAUGCGCUAUUGAUGAUGCAGCGGUUAUCUUGUCGAUUCGAUCCCUAGAUCUCUCUCUCUCUCUCUCUCUCUCCCCCUCUCUCUCCAAGAUUGGGGGUGAAGAAAGAAAGUAAAUCCAAGGUUUAGAUGUGAUUUUCUUGCUCGUUCCUCACCCUUCAGGGUUGACCCGAACGCUCACAUCUCUGUUUACAACGACGAUGCGGAAUCUCACCCGAAGCAGCAGCAUCGACUCGAUGCUGCAAAGAGCGGCGAUUUGAAGCCGUGGCAUGUCCUCGGGACGCAAUCUAAUCGGAACAAAGAGAACACCCCUCUUCCCUCCAAAUGGACAUCCCUCAAGGUUUCCACCAUCUCCUCACCCAGUUCAUACAUCUUCCAUUAGAAAUUGCUCUUCUCCUUGACGAUCAUCUCAUCUCCUCUCCGCCAGAUUCCCCAGAAAGCCGGAGCUAAUCCACGACCCACUGCGCCGACUCCGAGAUCAUCAUGCCUCGAGAUUUUCGUUGACGAGGAGAGCGCAGAGUAAGCCGAGAGAGCCCACAGAGGAUGAUUGUUCGCGAUUUUCUGGGCAUGGUCAAUGUGCUGAGUUUGAUUUCUGGAUUUUUUUGUGUGCAGUGAGUUGCCGGCAUCCGGGAAUUCCAUCGGCGCCGCGGCGGCGGUCUCUUCAACGGUGCAGCUGAGGCGCAUAGACAAUCACAAGCUCAGAAAGUGAGCCUUCGUCUGUCUCCAUCGUUUUUUUCUCUGUGUUCUGGGAAUGCCCCCGCCCCAUCCCUUCUCACCUUCCGUUCUUCUUACCUGAGCAGAGAGUCUGAGCUGCUGAAGGAGAAUCCACUGCGGAAUUUCCCCACCAGCAGCUGCCUUCCCAGAUGA